CACUCAGCAAAAGUCUAACCCACAUAAAAUUAUUUCUCAAAACUCAGCCGCCCAGAUCAAGAAACAACAAUGCAAGUCUCACUGGUUCAAGUCUCUUCAGUGUCCUACUUCAGAUCUCAAUCAACGAUUCCUACUCUCUCCAACUCCAACCCCUCUUGUUUCCUUCUGCCAAAGUCCAUCUUUCCUGGGUCCAAGUUAACCCUCCAUCGAUUUUUUCGUUAUCCCAAGAAAAUCUCAAAUGGGUCUGCUCGUGCUUCUCUGCUUGAGACCCCUGUCUUAUGGGCUGGUCGGAUUUGUGUCUUCUACGCUCUCGUGAAAGCUGGUUUUGCUGGAUCCAAGUCUAACCCUAUCGUUUCUGGUUUGGAAAGUGGUGGUGUUGAUGUUGAAGAUGAUGGUGCUGAUCUUGGUUUCUCAAAGUGGCUUCAGAACAUUAAGGGCAACAAACCAGAUAAGGAUGCAGCUGAUAAGAGGAAGCUAGUGAGCAAAUGGCACCCGACGACAAAGGGAACACUUAGAAGGAACUACAGGAUACCUUCCAAAGGCGAAGGAAAUCGUUUGCUUAAAGCCAUUGCGUCUCUUCUCUCAGAUGAUGAUCAUUUUAGAGAUGCAACAUCUCACAAGGGCUGUCAAAUUCGGCGGGAGAGUGCGCAUGGUCAAAGCGUAUGUUGCAACAAUGUGAGAGCUCUGUUUGAUGAGUUACCAACGCCACAUUUGGUGGUGGAGAUCACACCUUUUCCAGCCGGGCCGCUUACAGAGAAUGAUUACCUUAAGGCCGAAAAGCUGGAAAGGAUUCUUAGGUCAGGCCCCAACAUUUGAACCCUCUGGCACUUUAGAGAAAGUGUUCUACUAUAUGUCAAAAUCUAGAAUCUGUACAUACUCUACGGUGUCUUUAUUAUGUAGACGUUCAAAUGUUUUGACUCUAUGAAAGUGUUCCUUUCUUGUGAAGCAUAUAUUAUUAAAAAUCGUUCUUAGGU
Molecule: messenger RNA, 974 nt
Organism: Arabidopsis arenosa
Lineage: Eukaryota; Viridiplantae; Streptophyta; Magnoliopsida; Brassicales; Brassicaceae
Source: the annotation of a GenBank genome assembly